This is a messenger RNA of Linum tenue, 606 nucleotides long. Lineage: Eukaryota; Viridiplantae; Streptophyta; Magnoliopsida; Malpighiales; Linaceae. The record is from the annotation of a GenBank genome assembly.
UUUGUUGCUUCACUUGAUUGCAUAAGGUGGCUAGUAGUGAAUGGAUUAUCAUUUCGAUGGCAUGAUGAAUCUGAAACUUCAACUAACAGAGGUAACUUUCUUCAGCUAUUAGAUUUCCAUGCUCUUGGUAGAGAAGAUGUGCAAAGAGUAGUUGGGAGGAAUGCUCCAAAGAAUCUCCAACUCACCUCUCCAAAGAUUCAAAGAGAUCUUAUUCAUGCCAUGGCUUGUGAAACGACUAAGAAAAUCAUUGCAGAGAUUGGGAAUAAUUUUUUCUGCAUAUUGGUUGAUGAGACUCGUGAUAUAUCAAUGAAAGAGCAGAUGGCUAUUGUUUUGCGUUAUGUGAAUUCUGAUGGUUGUGUUAUGGAAAGAUUUAUUUGUACUUCUUAUGUGCGAAAUACUAAAGCUUUGACAUUGAAGAAGGAAAUCGAAGCAAUGCUUUUGAAACAUGGAUUGAGCAUGUCAAUGAUAAGGGGACAAGGCUAUGAUGGAGCUAGCAACAUGAAAGGGGAAAUAAAUGGUUUGAAGACCUUGAUGUUGGCUGAAAAUUCUUCGGCAUAUUACAUUCACUGCUUUGCUCAUCAACUUCAAUUAGCAUUGUUGCGGUAG